AUGGCGGAGAGGAUUUGUGCUCAGUCCUGCAUGGCCUCCUCCGCAGGAGCCCAAACCAGUGGCACCCCGAGGGGCAUGAGAGGAAGCCUCCCGCUCUCCCGGAAAGCCCCAAGAAGAAAAGGUGCAUCCCCCCAAGGCUCCCAGUCCCUAAGGAAGUUAAAGAAAAGAGGGGCCCACAGGAUGAGACGCACCCGCCCGAGAAGGAGCUGUGUGACCACUAGAGGGACUGGUGGAGAACCCUAUAAAGCAAGGCAAGCCGUGCAGGGAACGGGACUGGUUUAUGAUGAGCAGAUGGCACAAACCUGCUGUUAAUGGGAUGAGAACUUCCCUGAAUGCCCUGCCCGGAUCUGGGCAGUGAGAGACAAGAUGGCUGAAUACGGCCUGGCAGAGCGCUGUGUGGCAGUGCAGGCACGAGAAGCAUCAGAGGAGGAAAUCUCGCUCAUUCACAGCCCCCAGUAUGUGGCCCUGAUGGGAUCCACUCAGAACAUGAACGUGGAGGAGCUGCAAGCUCUGUCCGACCGCUAUGAUUCUGUGUACUUGCACCCGACGUCCUUCACCUGCGCCUCCUUAGCAGUGGGCUCUGUGCUGCAGCUGGUGGAUAAAGUUCUGCGUAGGGAGAUCCGCAAUGGAUUGGCUGUUGUCAGGCCCCCUGGACAUCAUGCCCACGUUGACCAGAUGAACGGUUACUGCAUGUUUAACCAGCUUGCUAUUGCUGCCCGGUAUGCCCAACGGACAUAUGGUGCCAAGCGGGUCCUAAUUGUAGACUGGGACGUGCAUCAUGGGCAGGGCACACAGUUCCUGUUUGAGAAUGAUCCCAGUGUCCUGUAUUUCUCUGUCCAUCGCUACGAGAACGGGGGGUUUUGGCCCCAUCUGAGAGAAUCGGCCAGUUCUGCUGUGGGCAAGGAGCGGGGAGAGAGAUUCAAUGUGAAUGUGGCCUGGAACAAGACCAGAAUGAGCGACGCUGAUUAUAUCCACGUGUUCCUUAACAUCCUCCUCCCUAUCGCCUACGAGUUCCAGCCUCACCUCGUCUUGGUAGCGGCAGGAUUUGAUUCUGUGGUCGGAGACCCUAAGGGAGAGAUGUCGGCCACCCCAGGGUGUUUCUCUCACCUCACCCAUUUGCUGAUGUCGCUGGCACAGGGCAGGCUCAUACUUUCCCUAGAGGGUGGGUACAACCAGCGCUCGUUGGCAGAAGGAGUUUGUGCGUGUCUAAAAGCCUUACUGGGUGACCCAUGCCCAAAGCUGCCCCUGCCCUCUGCUCCCUGUCAAAGCGCACUGGAUUCCAUAUCAGACACGCUAAGUGCUCAUUGCAGGUUAUGGAAGGUGCUGCAGGAUUACGAGAGUGAAGGAGAGGCCAUUGAUGAGCCCCAGAGUGCUGAAGAACAACCCCCUGACGGGGCAGAUGAGCCGCCUCUGGAAAAAGUUCUAGAACAGUCAAUGAUGGAAGUGAUGAGGGAGGUGCCAGCGCAGCGAACUGCUCUGGUGUAUGAUGAGCAAAUGAUGGAGCAUCACAAUAUGUGGGACAGUUGUCACCCAGAGUCUCCGCAGAGGAUAAACCAGAUAUUUAAGCGGCACAAGGACCUGGGGCUGUUGGAUCGUUGCAGUCGCAUCCCGUCGGCGCUUGGCCACUCAGAAGGACUACAGAUGUGCACAGGUGGCCUUUCCUACAUCCAGAAGAUUGAGGCAUCUGCCACAUGAACCCCGAGACCUGCACCGACUGGGGACGAGUACACCAUUUAUAUCAAUUCCAGAUCCUAUCACAGUGCCCGGCUGGCAGCUGGCUCCACCUUUAGUGUUGUGGAGGCCGUGGUUACAGGAAAGGCACAAAAUGGAGUUUGCAUUGUUCGCCCCGGGUCACACAUGCAGAAACCCGCUGAAGCCUGUGGUUUCUGUUUCUUUAACACAGUGGCACAGCCGGCCCGCUAUGCACAGAGGCUGCGGAGCCUCGAGGAUCCACUCAGAGUAAUGAUUUUGGAUUGUGUGCACCAUGGCAACGGCACACAGCAUAUCUUCCAGAGGAUGCCAGGUUGUGUGCUCUACGUGUCCCUCCACCGGUAUGAUGAGGGCCUGUUCUUCCCUAAUUCAGAAGAGCAUCACAUGACAAGGUUUGCAAUUGGGAAGGGGGCGGGUUCAAUGUGGAACAUCCCUUGGAAUGGCAGCAAUGGCGACCCGGAAAUAUUAAUGGCGUUUCACAGAGUGGUGAUGCCCAUUGCCUAUGAGUUAACCCGCAGCUGGUUCUGUAUCGCUGGGUUUGAUGGGCCCGCUGGAGACCCUCUGGGGGCUUGCAAGUGAAGCCCUGAAGGUAAUGCCUAAUUGACGCACCUAUUGAUGGGCCUGGCAGGGGGCAGAGUGAUUCUGGUGCUAGAGGGUGGGUACAAUCAACAUCCCAUCUCCGAGUCCCAUGGUUAUGUGCACUCACUCCCUUCUGGGGACCCCCCUCCCACUCUGUCUGACCUGCGACCCCCAAAACCGUCUGCUUUCAACUCCGUUCGCAAAGUCCGUCAGGCUCAUCGGCAAGUAGGGCGCAGCCUUCGGCUAAACGUGGCCCCCCAGGGGGCACACAAUCUCCAGCACUCCCCAGUGAUGAACCCCCAGAAAGGAAGAUUUGCUACGGAGGCUGGACCUUCCGCCAUGAUCUCCCACAAGGGGCUUACCUCCCAACAGGAUCCCCUCAGAAGAGACCGCCAUUCCCUGCAUCGCCACAGCGCCCAGACUUCCGUGGCAGAGACACCUCGCCCAUUGGUGCCAGAGAGCAGAUUUCUCCCCAGAGGAGGUGACCCCCACAAAGCAGGAGCUGCUGGGCGAGGCUGCGGAGGCUCGGAGGCUGAAACCCCCACAAUCGGGUUUGAGACUCUCAUGGAGUCGAUGGCGAACGAGUCCGGUGAGGAUUGCAUCACCCCGCUGCCUGGUGCCCCCACUUGGCUCUGUGAGUGCUGUGCCCCCGGCGGGUCUGGAUGUGCUGUGGGCAGGUAUGUCUCCCCAACACAUGCUGUGCCAUGGACUUGCCUCUGGCAUCACCUUGUUUCUCAGUUCUCCGAUCUGUCUGUGUGGUGCUACGGCUGUGAGUCCUACGUCCAUCACCAGGUGACGCCCCACAAAGCAGGAGUGCUGGGCGGGCUGCGGGAGGCUCGGAGGCCUGGAAACCCCACAUCGGUUUGA
Messenger RNA from Xenopus tropicalis (tropical clawed frog), 3156 nucleotides. It is a transcript of the gene hdac6, whose product is annotated as histone deacetylase 6. Gene Ontology annotation, molecular function: histone deacetylase activity, hydrolytic mechanism. The record is from RefSeq and is a predicted model, not a curated record. NCBI's taxonomy places the organism in Eukaryota, Metazoa, Chordata, Amphibia, Anura, Pipidae. Gene Ontology annotation, biological process: chromatin remodeling. Gene Ontology annotation, cellular component: nucleus; cytoplasm.